GGUUAUUUAGUUGUUGUUUUUUUUGGGCGGGGGGGGGGAUUUUCCUUCAGGACGAUAAAGUUGAUCUGGUUUUAACGUGGCUAAUCCGAUUAUACAUUAAUGAACAUUUAAGCCUACUUGUGGGCUUCGAGCCGACUGUAAAGAUUUACAUAAAAAUGUCAAACUUUCACAGCGUUUCAAGAUGAUGAGAAGAUGUAUUAUUGUGUUAAUACAUUGUAUACAUUCAUUCAAUGUAAGAUUGUUGCAUAACUAGGUUCUGAAAACGAUAUAAUGACAAUUUGAAUAAGGAGAACCAAGAUGUAGCCAAUGGGGAGUCUUGGUCCUGCCCCUUUUGUUUAAGAAGAGGCAGUAAUAAUUGACUGGAUGCGUUUCAAGAAAUGAAUAAAAGGUGUUGAAUGCGGUGAUGGAUGGCCUCAAACCAUAUAUUAGACUGUUAGCAUUUUGCAUGUCUAAGGAGUAUAAUAUGAGUUACAAGAUUUCGAUUUGUUGAGUAUGAACAGUUUUCUUUCUCAAAUUGAUAUGUGUAAAGAUGAAUACAUCAUUUACGAUCUGUAUCGAUAUGUGUAAUGGUCAAUACAUAAUUUAUGAAAUGUAAUGAUGUGUGCAAUGCUUAAUGCAUCUUUUAUGUUUUCUCUGUCUGGAUUAGAAGACACAAUGAACCAGAGACUCCCACUUUUCUUUCUUUCUUUACUUUGCUAUUUUGUCAUUCUGCUGGUCAAUAUUGCUCUAAUUCUUACCAUAAUAGUAGACAAACAUCUUCAUGAACCCAUGUACAUCUUCCUGUGUAAUCUCUGCAUCAAUGGACUUUAUGGGACGGCCGGAUUUUACCCCAAAUUCUUCUUUGAUUUGCUGUCCUCUACUCAUCUCAUAUCCUAUUCUGAGUGUCUUGUACAGGUCUUUGUCAUAUACUCCUAUGCUGCAGGGGACUUCUCUAUUCUGGCUCUGAUGGCUUAUGACAGACAUGUGGCUAUAUGUCGCCCUCUAGAAUACCUAUCAAUCAUGACCAAAGAGAGAGUUGCCUUUCUAGUAUGCAUGUCUUGGGUUGUACCCUUGUGUCUUGAGGUUGUUGUAAUAUUGAUGACAUCAAUGCUAGAAUUAUGUGGGUCUCACAUAGAUAAACCCUAUUGUGCCAACUGGUCCAUUGUUAAACUUUCUUGCACCUCAACAACCACCAACAAUAUUGUUGGUUUUAUAACAAUCCUUUUCUACUUUUGCCAUUAUGUGUUUAUUAUUUGUACAUAUGUGACCCUUGUCAAAACAUGUUUAAGAUCCACAGAAGGGAAGAAAAAGUUAAUGCAGACAUGUCUCCCACAUUUACUCUGUCUACAAAAUGUCUCCAUUGCCUUACUGUUCGAUCUUUUGUACACUCGAUAUGGAACACAAUCUGUACCACAGAAUCUCAGGAACUUCAUGGCUGUACAGUUUCUUGCCUUUCCUCCUAUUCUCAAUCCUCUCAUUUAUGGACUGAAUCUCAGUAAAGUUCGAAACAGACUUGGAGGUUUCUUAAAGACCAAGUAGGUUUUGAACAGUCCACCGUGAACAGAUUGAUCCAACUUGGAGGCUAUUCUAUAAUAAUUCCCCUAAGUUUCACGUCAUGUCUUACAAUAUGUUUGAUAAUAGCCAAGGAGGCUGGCGCAAUACCUAUAAAUAAUAUACAUAUAUACCUUGAACAAAGAAGUGUUAAUCAUGUAAACCUAAACUUUGCAGUAGUGAGAAGCAUGUUGCAAGACCAGAUGAACAAAGUAAAUGUUUCUUUAAAGGUGUGUUUAGCGGUUCCUACUUUAUGAAUCAAUGCAUUGUUGUUAUUUAAUAAAAAAAAAUGAUAACUGGUAAUCUGCUUUACAGAAAAAUGCAAGAGCUGUCCAGACUAAGAAUUUUGUCAUCUGUCUCGACUACAUAUAAAUAAAAGU
This is a messenger RNA of Gadus macrocephalus (Pacific cod), 1910 nucleotides long. Its product is annotated as olfactory receptor 1D2-like. The record is from RefSeq and is a predicted model, not a curated record. The transcript has a single exon. The coding region runs from base 595 to 1518 and encodes 307 amino acids. Gene Ontology annotation, cellular component: membrane. Gene Ontology annotation, molecular function: G protein-coupled receptor activity; olfactory receptor activity. Lineage: Eukaryota; Metazoa; Chordata; Actinopteri; Gadiformes; Gadidae. Gene Ontology annotation, biological process: G protein-coupled receptor signaling pathway.